Messenger RNA from Botrytis fragariae, 1356 nucleotides. RefSeq lists its product as uncharacterized. Lineage: Eukaryota; Fungi; Ascomycota; Leotiomycetes; Helotiales; Sclerotiniaceae. Gene Ontology annotation, biological process: regulation of exit from mitosis; maintenance of rDNA. The transcript has 3 exons. The record is from RefSeq and is a predicted model, not a curated record. Bases 1 to 1356 code for a protein of 451 amino acids.
AUGCCGCGACUUGUGCGCCGAAGACCGCUUCGUGAACGGAUUACAGAUUGGUUUAAUAUUCAGGAUUGGUUAUUAUGGAUAUCGGAGGAAAUCGAAACAAGAGAUUGGGAUUCGAAAGCAUAUGCUAAUCCACUGGGUCUUGGAUUACAUUUUAUACUAUUAAUUGCGAGGGCGAACAGUGGAGAUGAAGGUCAUGGAAAUGGAGAUGAUGUGUUUGGGGAUGUGCCUUCAGGAUCGGGAUGGUUGAGCUAUUUGUCUACUCUAGUCGUCUAUUUACUGACGGCAUUGUCGAUCUUAAAUGCAUUCUCAACCUUCUCACGAAAGCGCAAUUACCGCCUCUUCGAGAGCUCUAUCGAAACCGCUCCCACUACCCCUUCUGCUCACAGAGUACGCGUAGACUCUUCGCCAGUAUCUUCUUCUCCUCUUCGGUUCUUCUCGAAUAUGCUAGGGGAUACAAGUGCGCAGUCAAGAGCGCAUCCAGACCCAACUCGGGAUGUUUGGGAGAUCGCUGUUUGGGAUCCUAUACCAGUUUGCCUACGAUUAUUCUGCCUAUUUAGUCCUGGACAUGUACUGGUUUAUUGGCUAUUCCUUCCAACAUUAUCGUCGGAUGCUCGACCAAGUGUUACGAUUUUUACUACUCUGGUUUUAGAAGCCUUAAUGACUGGGCAAUUACUUCUUUUAGAAACAAAUUUUUCGCAGCAAGAAAAGGACAACAGCAUUAUACAGAAAGAAGUCAUGAGCGAAUAUGAUGCCAAAUUUGUACAUCCCCGUUUGAAUCCGGUCAUGCGAGAUGUUGGCACACAGUUUUCUGGGCCGGGUGCUGAAGCCGGACGAGAGGAAGAAAUUGAAAUCUACACGCCGAGUGUGGUUCUCAAAAAAGGCUUCCGUACUAAUCCAAACCCUAACUAUGCCAACUUCCUUUCAGCAACCGCGAGAUUCGCCCUACAGCAGAAAGAUACCAAACACAACCAUGAGACAACCCCAGUUCCGUCAAACGACUCCUACUACUGCCACAUCGACUGGGUCGGGGAUGGUGGUAGCUUGGGUAUCUAUAAUCAUGCCAACUCGCCUUUGAAGAAGACCAGCAGCAUGUUCGACAUGCAGGGACGAGACCGUAGAGAUACACCCAAAAGCUCUUUAGAUAUGGCAGGGAGGGAAAGAAGAGAUCAAAGGGAGAACGAAGCAAGCCCGAUGAAGAGAGUGCAGGGAGGCAACGAUGUUCGACCAUUAGGCAGAUUGCCAUUUUCAAGCACUGAGAAUGAUAGAAGAGUUAGCGGUUCAAGUGCCUUCGAUCCAAGAUCAAGGUAUGGGAAUGUUGAGCAUAGCCCAUAUAAAAGGGGCCCUUCCAGGUGGUAA